Drosophila miranda is the source of this 4493-nucleotide messenger RNA. RefSeq names its product E3 ubiquitin-protein ligase RBBP6. The transcript is spliced from 14 exons. The coding region runs from base 154 to 4404 and encodes 1416 amino acids. The record is from RefSeq and is a predicted model, not a curated record. NCBI's taxonomy places the organism in Eukaryota, Metazoa, Arthropoda, Insecta, Diptera, Drosophilidae.
AACUUCGGUGCGAAAAUUAAUAGUCGUUCAGCCAUUUAUAAAUUCGCAAAAAUCAAGUAUAUUGUAUUUUAUCUCCAGGCGGUUCAGUUCUUUAAAGCUUGACAAUCCUUGGUUUCACUACUUCGACAGUUCCUGUGAGGAUUAUUCUACAAAAUGUUUAUCUACGAGGAGGCUUUAACUAAAGUUGUGAAGCACAUGCUGGCUCGGAAAAACAUCGUGGUGGAGGAUAAGUCCCUGGCACUAUUGUUGGCCCGCAAAAUGGGCGACAAAAUUACUGACAUGGCCAGAAUGACCAGCGAUGGGGCAAGUCACGCCGCCCGCUCCAAGCCGGGAUACUUAGAUGUGGAGCAGACCUUUAUCCGCAUGCACAUCACGUCCGAAGAUCUCCAAGACGAGGUCAAGGCUAACAAGGGCCAGCCGCAGCCCAACAUAGUCCUUCCCGAUCCGGAGAUGUUCGCGCGGGAAUAUUACACGGUAUCGGAACCAUUGCUGGGUGGCGAUUCGCCGGAUGAAAGUACCACGCCACCGCAUCCUCCCAUUUUCCUUGAGCCGUUUCCCGGUCUACACACCUACAAGGAGACACCGAUGGAACCGGUCAUCGAAAAGGACUACUUGGAGGCGCGUGAGAGGAAGGCACUGCAACGACUGAACGAGCAGGAGGCUAUCAACAAAAUAUUCAAGAACCAGAAGCCAACUGUGUCGUUGAUCAACGAGUCACACCGUCGCUAUGAUGUAUUCGACGUGGAACCGCUCAGCAAACCUGCAUAUUUGGACGCCCUAAUGCCACGCGAGAAGAUAUUCGAAAUAGACGUGUACGAAAACCCAGAUUCGAUCCCCCGUGAUGGACCCGUGAACUCAUUUUUCAGGGAAUUGAAAUCUCCUAGUGCCCCAAAGACGCCCUAUCAUGUCGACUUGGGAAUAAUCCCAAAGAAAGUUAUCGGUCGAAAGAAAAUCCAUGUGAAAGCGAUCGACGCUGCUAGUGCCGCUAAGAAGCGACACCGUUCUGAGAAGAGACAAACGGAGCACAAGAGAUCCAAGAAAGAACCGGAAAGAUCUGGCAAUAGUCCUGUGAAUGUUUCACGAAAAAUCGUCACUGCUGAUCCACCAAAAAAAGUCGAAGUGCCGAAAGCCGUGAUAGACAAGGUUAUCGAUGAGAAGACGCGCGAAAAAAAGGUUGAGAAGGCUUCCACUUCGGGCACCGGAAGCGAUAUUGCCCGUAAGAAAUCAGGCCAGAAGCGAACCCCUUCUGAGACGAUCAAGGAGCACCAGGGAUCUAACAAAGAUUCCAAAAGUGACGUCCAUCGUGAGAAGGCUCUACAGAGAACCGACACCGCUGAUCCACCAAAAAAGCCAAAGUCCAGUUCAGGCCACUCGAAAAAAAUUCAGAACGUUUGUCCUACUGGAAAAACCACUGCUGUGUCGCAGGCAGAGAUAAACAAGGAAGACGCUGAAAAAUUCUUGGUACGAAUUUUCAAUGAGCUGACACUCCAAGAAAAGGCUAAGAAGAAGGCUUCCACUUCACGCUCCGAAAACGAUAAUUCGCGUAAGAAAUCAACCCAUAAACGAAGCCAUUCCGAAGAAAAACACAAGAAGCACAAGAGAUCCAAGAGCACAAAAGAUUCGAAUACAGACUCCAAUACUAAGAAGAUUCCACAAAUAAUUAAAACUUCUGAUCCAGCAAAAAAUCUAGAGAGCACUAAAGUCGCAUCGCAAAUCCAGCCAACAAUCCAGACCAUAAUUCCCAGCGAAACCACUGCUGUAUCAAAAAUAGAGGAAAACAAAGAAAAUAUAUUCAAGAUUCCGAAAUCCAUAAACAAGGUUUCCGAUGAGCUGAAGCGCCAAGAAAAGGUUGAGAAGGUUUCCCGUUCCGAGAACAAGCACACGGGGCACAAGAAGCACAAGAGAUCCAAAAGCUCAAAAGAUUCGAAAACAGACUCCGAUACUAAGAAGAUUCCACAAAUAAUUAAAACUGCUGAUCCAGCACAAAUUCCAGAGAGCACUAAAGUCGCAUCGCAAAUCCAGCCAACAAUCCAGACCAUAAUUCCCAGCGAAACCACUGCUGUAUCAAAGAUAGAGGAAAACAAGGAACAUAUAUUCAAGAUUCCGAAAUCCAUAAACAAGGUUUCCGAUGAGCUGAAGCGCCAAGAAAAGGUUGAGAAGGUUUCCCGUUCCGAGAACAAGCACACGGGGCACAAGAAGCACAAGAAGCACAAGAGAUCCAAAAGCUCAAAAGAUUCGAAAACAGACUCCGAUACUAAGAAGAUUCCACAAAUAAUUAAAACUGCUGAUCCAGCAAAAAUUCCAGAGAGCACUAAAGUCGCAUUGAAAAUCCAGCCAACAAUCCAGACCAUAAUUCCCAGCGAAACCACUGCUGUAUCAAAGAUAGAGGAAAACAAGGAACAUAUAUUCAAGAUUCCGAAAUCCAUAAACAAGGUUUCCGAUGAGCUGAAGCGCCAAGAAAAGGUUGAGAAGGUUUCCCGUUCCGAGAACAAGCACACGGGGCACAAGAAGCACAAGAAGCACAAGAGAUCCAAAAGCUCAAAAGAUUCGAAAACAGACUCCGAUACUAAGAAGAUUCCACAAAUAAUUAAAACUGCUGAUCCAGCAAAAAUUCCAGAGAGCACUAAAGUCGCAUCGCAAAUCCAGCCAACAAUCCAGACCAUAAUUCCCAGCGAAACCACUGCUGUAUCAAAGAUAGAGGAAAACAAGGAACAUAUAUUCAAGAUUCCGAAAUCCAUAAACAAGGUUUCCGAUGAGCUGAAGCGCCAAGAAAAGGUUGAGAAGGUUUCCCGUUCCGAGAACAAGCACACGGGGCACAAGAAGCACAAGAAGCACAAGAGAUCCAAAAGCUCAAAAGAUUCGAAAACAGACUCCGAUACUAAGAAGAUUCCACAAAUAAUUAAAACUGCUGAUCCAGCAAAAAUUCCAGAGAGCACUAAAGUCGCAUCGCAAAUCCAGCCAACAAUCCAGACCAUAAUUCCCAGCGAAACCACAGCUGUAUCAAAGAUAGAGGAAAACAAGGAACAUUUAUUCAAGAUUCCGAAAUCCAUAAACAAGGUUUCCGAUGAGCUGAAGCGCCAAGAAAAGGUUGAGGAGGUUUCCCGUUCCGAGAACAAGCACACGGGGCACAAGAAGCACAAGAGAUCCAAUAGCUCAAAAGAUUCGAAAACAGACUCCGAUACUAAGAAGAUUCCACAAAUAAUUAAAACUGCUGAUCCAGAAAAAAUUCCAGAGAGCACUAAAGUCGCAUCGCAAAUCCAGCCAACAAUCCAGACCAUAAUUCCCAGCGAAACCACUGCUGUAUCAAAGAUAGAGGAAAACAAGGAAAAUAUAUUCAAGAUUCCGAAAUCCAUAAACAAGGUUUCCGAUGAGCUGAAGCGCCAAGAAAAGGUUGAGAAGGUUUCCUGUUCCGAGAACAAGCACACGGGGCACAAGAAGCACAAGAGAUCCAAUAGCUCAAAAGAUUCGAAAACAGACUCCGAUACUAAGAAGAUUCCACAAAUAAUUAAAACUGCUGAUCCAGCAAAAAUUCCAGAGAGCACUAAAGUCGCAUCGCAAAUCCAGCCAACAAUCCAGACCAUAAUUCCCAGCGAAACCACUGCUGUAUCAAAGAUAGAGGAAAACAAGGAAAAUAUAUUCAAGAUUCCGAAAUCCAUAAACAAGGUUUCCGAUGAGCUGAAGCGCCAAGAAAAGGUUGAGAAGGUUUCCCGUUCCGAGAACAAGCACACGGGGCACAAGAGAUCCAAAAGCUCAAAAGAUUCGAAAACAGACUCCGAUACUAAGAAGAUUCCACAAAUAAUUAAAACUGCUGAUCCAGCAAAAAUUCCAGAGAGCACUAAAGUCGCAUCGCAAAUCCAGCCAACAAUCCAGACCAUAAUUCCCAGCGAAACCACUGCUGUAUCAAAGAUAGAGGAAAACAAAGAACAUAUAUUCAAGAUUCCGAAAUCCAUAAACAAGGUUUCCGAUGAGCUGAAGCGCCAAGAAAAGGUUGAGAAGGUUUCCCGUUCCGAGAACAAGCACACGGGGCACAAGAAGCACAAGAAGCACAAGAAGCACAAGAAGCACAAGAAAUCCAAAAGCUCAAAAGAUUCAAAAACAGACUCCGAUACUAAGAAGAUUCCAAAGAAAACCGACACUGCUGAUCCACCAAAAAAACCAAGGACCAGUUCAGAUCCAUCUGGCAUCCAGCGUGAGAAGUUACCUGGAAUACCCACUGUUGUGCCCCAGGUGGAGAAAAGCAAGGAAAAUCGAGCCAAGGUGCACCACAAGCAGAAGCGCAAAGAAGAGGUUGAGACGACUUCCACUUCGGGCUCCGGACACGGUAAUGCCAACAAGAAGCGCGCGAAAUCGCAUGAAGGUAAAGAGGCAGAAGAACCAAACAAAAAAAUUCAUAAAAGUGUUUAACACACUAAAUAAAACUGCAACUCGGGUUGGGCUCGAAAUAUUAUCAUUUGAGCGCCAAGACCUGCACUCGACGGAAAAGUGCGAGAAAA